This is a messenger RNA of Copidosoma floridanum, 1587 nucleotides long. Its product is annotated as sperm-associated antigen 6. Gene Ontology annotation, biological process: cilium movement. Gene Ontology annotation, cellular component: microtubule cytoskeleton. Gene Ontology annotation, molecular function: microtubule binding. The record is from RefSeq and is a predicted model, not a curated record. NCBI's taxonomy places the organism in Eukaryota, Metazoa, Arthropoda, Insecta, Hymenoptera, Encyrtidae.
AUGUCCGUAUUCGACCAGUACCAGAAGUCGCGAAUGCAGUUCGUCCAGACGGUGACGGACCUCGCGUCUAGGCCCCACAACAUCGAGUACCUCGACAACGCCGGGGUCCUGGAUCUGCUGUGUCCUCUGUUGUGGGACAUGGUGCCGUCCAUCCAACAACUGACCGCCAUAGCCCUGGGCAGACUGGCCAACCACGACGUCAAGAUAGCCGGGGCCAUCGCCCGUAGGAACAACGUCUUGCCCCAACUGGUCAAACAAAUCGACAAGCAAACCGAUUUCUUCAAAAAGGCAGCUCUUUUCCUCCUGAGGGCUUUGGCCAAGCACUCGCCGGAAAUGGCGUACAUUGUGGUGUCGGAGGGCGGCCUGGACGCAAUGGCCCUUUGCCUCGAGGAUUUCAACCCUGGGGUCAAGGAAGCCGCGGCUUGGGCCGUCGGUUACAUAUCCAGGCACAACAAAUGCUUGGCCCAGUCUGCCGUCGACUCUGGUGCCGUUCCGCUGUUGGUGCUCUGUUUGCAGGAGUCCGAGCUGUGCUUGAAGCAAAUCAGUACCUCGGCGUUGUGCGACAUUGGCAAGCAUACCCCCGAGUUGGCCCAAACGGUGGUGGACGCGGGUGCCAUUCCGCUGUUGGCGAGAACCCUCGCCAAUCAAGAUGCAAAAUUAAAGCGUCAAGUGUUGUCGGCCCUGGGCUGCGUGGCUAAGCACACCCCGGAGCUGGCCGAGUUCGUGGUCGAAGCGGAAAUAUUUCCCGAGGUGUUUUACCACAUGAGGCACGCCGACGAGAACGUCGCCAAGGCCGCGGCGACGCUGACCAAGGAGGUUUGCAAGCACACCGUCGAGCUCGCGCGGCUGGCGGCAAAUACGGGCGGCAUUGAGUUUUUGGUCGAGCUGAUAGACUCGCGAAAAUCCUCGACCAAACUGCCGGCUGUCAUGGCCCUGGGAUACAUAGCUGGACACGCGGAACAGUUGGCUUCGAUGGUCAUCGAUAUGAAGGGAGUCGCGCAACUGGCGCUGCUUCUGGAAACGGAGACGGAAAACCACAUUCUAGCCAUAACCGUUUGGGCGUUGGGCCAGAUAGGGAAACACUCGCCCGAGCACGCCCAAGCUCUUGCCGCCACGAACAUAUUUACGUGUAUUUUGGGAUUGUACGCGAAUCCGCAAAACUCGGAAGAUUUGAAGAUUAAGUGCAAGGUGACGUUGAAGCAGGUUUUGCAAAAGUGCAUGUACAUCGAAGCUCUCGAGCCUCUUCUUCACGACGCACCGCCAAACAUACUUAAAUACAUACUCGGACAAUUCAGCAAGAUUUUACCAAGCGAUGCCAGAGCAAGAAGGCUAUUUGUGACAACAGGAGGUUUGAAGAAGGUACAAGAAAUUCGGGCAGAUCUAGGCUCAACACUGGCCGAGUACAUAACAACAAUCAACUGCUGCUUCCCAGAAGAAAUUGUCAGGUACUACUCUCCUGGUUAUCCUGAUAGUUUAUUGGAGGCCGUAGACCAAUAUCAACCAAAUUGCUCGCAGAUGGAGAUUAAAAGUGAAUGUUCGAAUGAGAAAAGCACUUCGAGCGCUUCUGCAUGUGACAAUAACGAUUAA